GCUGUCUUUGCGAAGGCUUCGUUCUCACUACCUAACAUCCAUCAUGACUCUAUAUAAAUUAUAUUUUUAACAAAAGGCCAAUCGAUGAGCUAACUCAUUUUACAUGUAUGAUACGUCGAUCAAGUCGCUCAGCCGAGGUAUAGAAUCGAAAGAGAAGAAAAGGGGUAACUGAGUGGAACCAGUGUCAAUAUUUGUAAUGACCGUGCCGCAGAGGCGUCAAUUGCGAUAUUGUUCGACAUCGAUUCCAGGUUGAGCUUACAAAUAUAAGUGGAAAUAUUUGCAGGGUUCUUUGUGCUUAACCAUUUAAAUGAUCAGGGUAGCCCCAAAACAUGAAUUCCUACGACAAAAGCGUGAGUACGAAGAAGUCUACAAACACAGGAACCAUCGUGGCGUUAUGCCGGCUCGCCAUGUCUCUAUAUUCGAGUUGGACACAAUUCUUUCCUCCUCGCGAUGGCGCGCCACUAAAGGAAGUUAAUCUGCCAAGUCAAGUUGGAAAGGUGUUCAUCGUAACAGGCGGCUCAUCCGGUUUAGGAUAUGAAUUAUCACGCAUAUUAUACGGCGCGGGUGGCAAGGUGUAUAUACUGACGCGGACGAAGAAGAAUGCCGAAGAGGCCAUUGCUCGCAUACAAGCUCACUAUCCAGAAGAACAGGGGAAGGAAACAGGCAGCUUGGAGUUCAUACACAUGGAUCUAGAGGACUUCAACACUGUUAAAUCAGCUGCCCGAGAGUUUCUGAGUCGUGAGGGGCCAGACGGAAGAUUGGACGUCCUCUUCAACAAUGCAGGCACUGGCUCCUUAAAGGACGCCUCUCCGAGUCGCCAAGGGCAUGAAUACCAUUUCACCACGAACUCGCUUGGGGGCUAUGUCCUUGCCCGGCUACUUACGCCAAUCUUGACCAAGACAGCCCAGCAAUCCCCAAAGGACAGUGUACGCGUCAUAUGGCCUACAUCACUUCUCGUCGAAGCGAUAAGCCCGAAAGGUGGGGUACGAAAGGAAUUUAUCGAGGACGAAUUCAGUGUAAAAAAUUCAGACGAACUGUAUGCCUCAUCCAAGGCAGCGAAUUGGUUCCUCGCUUCCGAAUUCUCGCGUCGACAAUCCGAAUCCGGGCCCUUUGGAUCCGGCGUUGUCCAUAUAGCUGGCAAUCCAGGGAACUAUACGACAGGUAUAUGGCGCCAUGUCGAAGGUCGGCUCAUUCAUCAUUUCUUCAAGCUUGUACUCCGCGAUCCGGUUCACGGCGCAGAGACAUAUCUCUGGAUGGCUUUCUCGGAGGAGAUCACUUUGGAGGAAGCUAAGGCGGGCCGAUACGUGAUAUGUGACGGAAGAUGGCAUCCAGGGCAGAGGAAAGACUUGCUUCUAGCGUUGAAAGGGGAAGAUGAAGGCGGGUCGGGACGGGCGAAAGAGUAUUUCGAAUGGUGCGAGGUUAGGGCGAAGGAGUUCGUAGAUUUAGAAUGAUAUGCUACUGAUUUUGAGGCGUAUAUUGUAAUCCUUACCAACCAAAUUUGUGAAACAAUUAUGAGAUACGACAUAUACCUCGGUAAUUCUGGUUCCGCCCAGUCAGCAUUUCUAUUUUCUGUU
Messenger RNA from Hypoxylon trugodes, 1574 nucleotides. RefSeq names its product NAD(P)-binding protein. The record is from RefSeq and is a predicted model, not a curated record. The transcript has a single exon. Lineage: Eukaryota; Fungi; Ascomycota; Sordariomycetes; Xylariales; Hypoxylaceae. The coding region runs from base 330 to 1451 and encodes 373 amino acids.